Cynocephalus volans (Philippine flying lemur) is the source of this 2258-nucleotide messenger RNA. RefSeq names its product protein only RNase P catalytic subunit (gene PRORP). Gene Ontology annotation, cellular component: mitochondrial ribonuclease P complex; mitochondrion. Bases 313 to 2061 code for a protein of 582 amino acids. Gene Ontology annotation, biological process: mitochondrial tRNA 5'-end processing; tRNA 5'-leader removal. The transcript has 7 exons. Gene Ontology annotation, molecular function: ribonuclease P activity; protein binding. Lineage: Eukaryota; Metazoa; Chordata; Mammalia; Dermoptera; Cynocephalidae. The record is from RefSeq and is a predicted model, not a curated record.
CUUUGUGCUUUUUCCCUCAGGUAUUCGCAGACUGGAAUAUAACAGGCACUGGAGGAUUCUUACUCCGUCCCCUGGUUUGGGCCUUGCGACCGAUGUUGAUUAUCCCUGGAUGGUUGUUUAGUAGAGAGGAGGCUAUUAAGUAGACCCCAAAGCGGAAACUUGAUUUGUCUGUGAGGGGGAAACGGAAAAUCUCCUUUUAAAAAGUUGCGCUACGACCCUUUUCCCCUGACUCCCAAUCCCUUAGUUUUGCUGUAGAAGUAGAGGUUUUUUUGGAACAUCGUUCUCAUUGUCUGGUGCUGAUCUCCCUGCAAAAUGAGUUUAUGUUUAUCUGGUAUUCGAAGACUUCCUAAGUUUUGGAAGAGCAACCCAUGCCUUGAGCUAAGCCCAGGGCACUCUUCUUAUCUCUCUCUCAGAGUCUACUGUGGCAUCAGGAACCAACAGAGGUGGUUUUCUCUUAAAACAAUGUGUCCACAAGAUACCAAAUCAAGGAAUCUGCUGAUUACCAAGGCCAGAUAUCUCAGGAAAGAUGAGGGCAGUAAUAAGCAAGUUUCUUCUGAUUUUCCUCACCUUUUUGCAGCGGGAGCAGCUAAGAAGAGAUCUCAGAUGAAUCCUCAGAGUAAAGAUCAUGCCUUGCCACCUGUGAGGAACGCUAUUCAAGUCCCAACAAAACCUUUGAAUUCAGAGGAGUGGGAUAAACUUAAAGAAGAGUUCAAAGGAAAGACCAGUUUUGAAAAUUGGAUCAGUUCACAGAUGGCUCACUGCCAUAGCUCUGUAGAUGUGGCUAAAUCUCUGCUGGCAUGGGUAGCAGCAAAAAACAAUGGUAUUGUAGGCUAUGAUUUACUGGUCAAGUAUUUAUAUCUCUGUGUCUUCCAUAAGCAAACAUCAGAAGUUAUUGACGUCUAUGAAAUUAUGAAAGCCAGAUAUAAGAGUUUGGAAUCUGGAGGUUACAGUCUUCUCAUCCGGGGAUUAAGUCAUUCAGACAGAUGGAGAGAGUCCUUGCUGCUGUUGGAGGACAUCAAAAAAGUCAUAACCCCUUCGAAAAAGAACUAUAAUGACUGUAUCCAGGGAGCUCUCCUUCAUCAAGAUGUAAACACAGCGUGGCAUUUGUAUCAGGAAUUGCUAGGUCAUGAUCUUAUUCCUCUGCUGGAAACUUUAAAAGCCUUCUUUGAUUUUGGAAAAGACGUAAAGGAUGAUCACUAUUCAAACAAACUGCUAGACAUUCUUUUGUAUCUAAGAAAUAAUCAACUAUAUCCUGGAGAGUCAUUUGCUUGUAGUAUAAAAACAUGGUUUGAAAGUGUUCCUGGAAAACAAUGGAAAGGACAAUUUACCACAAUUCAAAAAAGUGGUCAGUGUUUGGGCUGUGGAAGAACCAUAGAGCCUAUUCACCUCAGCCCAGAAGAGUAUGAAUUUCUCAAGGGAAAAAUCAUGAAGGAUGUGAUAGAUGGAGGUGACCAAUACAAAAAGACUACACCUCAGGAACUUAAGAGAUUUGAGAACUUUGUAAAAUCCUCUCCUCCUUUUGAUAUUGUCAUUGAUGGACUCAAUGUUGCCAAAAUGUUUCCUAAAGCUCGUGAGUCUAAAGUUCUUUUGGAUGUAGUCUCUCAACUAGCCAAACAGAAUCUGCGACUGCUGGUCCUGGGCCGGAAACACAUGCUAAGACAGAGAUCCCGGUGGAGAAAGGAUGAGAUGGAAAAGGUACAAAAGCAAGCCAGCUGUUUUUUUGCUGAUGACAUCUCAAAAGAUGAUCCAUUCCUUUUGUAUGCCACACUGCACUCGGGGAAUCACUGUAAGUUUAUCACAAAAGACCUGAUGCGGGACCACAAAGCCUGCCUACCUGAUGCCAAGACCCAACGCCUGUUCUUUAAGUGGCAGCAGGGACAUCAGCUGGCAAUUAUGAAUAGGUUUCUAGGAUCAAAGGUAACCUUUCAGCAUAUUUUCAGCUAUGACACAGUGGUACAAACAACUGGAGACUCGUGGCACAUACCAUAUGACGAAGACCUGGUAGAAAGAUAUUCCUACGAAGUGCCAACCAAAUGGCUUUGCCUCCACCGAAAGACAUGAAGACUCCUACUAAAAGACUUCAUGCUAAAUUUGUGUUUAGGUGCCCUUCUGGUUGGCAUCAGAGCUCUUAAGUUGAUGCUUGUUUGGAGAAUUGCCUCUGUCCUGAAGAUAAAAGGGUUCUGUUAACACUAGUCUAGUUGGUUUGUAUGUCAACAAAUUGAUUUUUUAAUUAAAUGAGAUAUAUAUAAUAUAAUAUA